AUGGAGAGCAACGUGGCUUCGCAAAAAGACGAUAACGCCGGAGUGGAGCAGGUCAAGCAUCCGGAGGAGGAGGGCGUCAACAGCAGGGCGACAAGCGAAACUACAUCGAAUGGGAUCUCCCGGGAAGGACACGAGAGCGCUGAGCACCGCGGCUCUUCGCAGCUGAAGAUGCGCGUGGCAGGAAGCCGUCCAAGUACAACAAACAGCGCUCGCGCUCCUCCAAUGCCGCCAAGGCCGCCGGUGACGCCACCUCAGACGUUAAGAGACGCUACAACUGUAAGCACUGCCGUUUAUUCGUUGCCUGUAAUGAUUCCGAGCCUCCCGCCGCCCUCGUCCUCGCCGUUGAUGUGCGCGAUGCCCUUUUUCAGCUGCUCAGCGGGCUAA
Messenger RNA from Gongylonema pulchrum, 384 nucleotides. Lineage: Eukaryota; Metazoa; Nematoda; Chromadorea; Rhabditida; Gongylonematidae. The record is from the annotation of a GenBank genome assembly.